CGGAGUCGGAGGGCCGGGCCAGGGCUGGGUGUGGUCGCCACUGUUCCAGAGUGCCCAGUGGUGCCGCCUGCCGCGGUAGUACAAACUACAAAGGCAAAGGGGACUCCCCCGCGUCCGCUUCCCUCGCCCCCCCAGUCCCCAGACAUGGCGCCCUGCGCGUCCCCGUCCGCCCUCGCGCUCUCCGCCAGCACGCGGGUCAGCAUCCUCCGGCUCCCGCUGGCGCUGCGGCAGCGGGCGGAGGCGCGCGUGCCCGGCGCCCAGUUCCGCCCGUCGACCGCGUGCUCCUGGGCGCGCCCCUUGCUGCCCGAGCUCGCGGGGGCGGUCCCUCGUGCCGGCGCCCGCGGCACUGGCAGGAGGACGCAGCCGCUGUUCCGGCCUCGCGCAUUGACGACGACGUCUCAGAUUGCCAGCUGCGCCUUCACCCUGGGCACGGUCGCCGUCCUCCCCUUCUACACCCUCAUGGUCGUCGCCCCCAACGCCGACAUCACCAAACGCACCGUGGAGAGCGGCGCUCCCUACGUCGCCCUGGGCCUCCUCUACGCCUACCUGCUCUACCUGUCCUGGACCCCCGACACCCUGCGCGCCAUGUUCGCUAGCAAGUACUGGCUCCCUGAGUUGGCGGGCAUCGUGAGGAUGUUCGCGAGCGAGAUGACCGUCGCCUCCGCGUGGAUCCACCUCCUAGCAGUCGACCUCUUCGCGGCAAGGCAGGUGUACCACGACGGCCUCAGGAACAACGUCGAGACCAGGCACUCUGUCUCGCUGUGCCUGCUCUUCUGCCCGGUUGGGAUCCUGGCUCAUGUGCUGACCAAGGUACUGGCAGGGGCAGUUGCCCGCUCACACUGAUGAUUGCAAUUGGGUGGUUGUAUUGUAUCUAGGAUUCUUCCAUUGUUACCAUGUGGAGAUGUGGAUUGAGCGGAAUUGAUAGGGUUUACCGUUUGAUUCACCAAAUGUAACGUAAAUGAUAAGAGUAACGAUUCACACUCGAAUACCGGUGGUAAUAAAUUUAAAUAAGGCGGUAUCCAUUUAUAAUACGGUUGGACUUAAACAAACGUUAAAUCGUUAUACUUUGGUAACGUAAUGGUAACCGAUAACGUUAAAUCAUGUUUGUUUAAGUCCAACCGGUAUCGAUAUCAUACUACAAAUGUAUACCGUCUUAUUUAAAUUUAUUACUACCAGUAUUCGAAGGUGAAUCGUUACCAUUACUAUUUACGUUACAUUUGAUGAACAAAAUAAAUCCCAAACAAGUUAAAUUUUUUAACUUUUUCUAAUUCUAUUCAAUCUAUAUGUAAUAGGAAUAACCGAACGAGCCGGUUUUAUAUGAUCUGGAUAUGAAUAAAACUGGUUUAACGCA
Molecule: messenger RNA, 1351 nt
Organism: Zea mays
Lineage: Eukaryota; Viridiplantae; Streptophyta; Magnoliopsida; Poales; Poaceae
Product: Protein ABA DEFICIENT 4 chloroplastic
Exons: 6
Coding region: 145-843 (232 amino acids)
Source: RefSeq, a predicted model, not a curated record